This is a messenger RNA of Carlito syrichta (Philippine tarsier), 900 nucleotides long. RefSeq names its product calcium/calmodulin dependent protein kinase IV (gene CAMK4). NCBI's taxonomy places the organism in Eukaryota, Metazoa, Chordata, Mammalia, Primates, Tarsiidae. The record is from RefSeq and is a predicted model, not a curated record. Gene Ontology annotation, biological process: protein phosphorylation. The annotation marks the transcript as partial. Gene Ontology annotation, molecular function: calcium/calmodulin-dependent protein kinase activity; calmodulin binding; ATP binding. The transcript has 6 exons.
AUGCUGCUCUGGUCCUUGUGCCUUCCCCAAGCUCCAGCAUCCGGAGCCGCCCCAGCCGGCCCCGCCGCAGCCACAACCCGGGAGAGAGAAAGGAAAAAGGGAGGGGGGCUGGAAGGGCUCGGCGGCGGCGGAGGCGAGGUGGGGAGGGAAGGAGCGGAGGGGGAGGGAGUCUGUCUCCUCUGCGGUGCCUCCGCCUCGCCUCUCUCCGGCGGGCGGGGACUCCGGGUUCCCCCUCGCACCCUCUCGCGGCUGCUCACCUCCUUCUCCGCCCACCUCCCCCGCGGGAGGGGGAGGCGGCGGUGGGUGUGUGCGCGUGCGAAGGACGCCACCUCUCCCAGGCUCCUGCGUUCGCAGGCGGCGGCGGGCGGCGGGGCUUCUCGCUCGGGCAGCGGCGGCGGCGGCGGCGGCGGCGGCGGCGGCUUCCGGAGUCCCGCUGCGAAGAUGCUCAAAGUCACGGUGCCCUCCUGCUCUGCCUCGUCCUGCUCUUCGGUCACCGCCAGCGCGGCCCCGGGGGCCGGGAGCCUGGUCCCGGAUUACUGGAUCGACGGCUCCAACAGAGAUGCUCUGAGCGAUUUCUUCGAGGUGGAGUCGGAGCUGGGACGGGGUGCUACAUCCAUUGUGUACAGAUGCAAACAGAAGGGGACCCAGAAGCCUUAUGCUCUCAAAGUGUUAAAGAAAACAGUGGACAAAAAAAUCGUAAGAACUGAGAUAGGAGUCCUUCUUCGCCUCUCACAUCCAAACAUUAUAAAACUUAAAGAGAUAUUUGAAACCCCUACAGAAAUCAGUCUGGUCCUAGAGCUCGUCACAGGAGGAGAACUGUUUGAUAGGAUUGUGGAAAAGGGGUAUUACAGUGAGCGAGACGCUGCUGAUGCUGUUAAGCAAAUCUUGGAGGCAGUCGCU